Arabidopsis thaliana (thale cress) is the source of this 1671-nucleotide messenger RNA. It is a transcript of the gene VND1, whose product is annotated as vascular related NAC-domain protein 1. Gene Ontology annotation, biological process: regulation of DNA-templated transcription. NCBI's taxonomy places the organism in Eukaryota, Viridiplantae, Streptophyta, Magnoliopsida, Brassicales, Brassicaceae. Bases 142 to 1239 code for a protein of 365 amino acids. The record is from RefSeq and is marked reviewed. Gene Ontology annotation, cellular component: nucleus. Gene Ontology annotation, molecular function: DNA binding. The transcript has 4 exons.
UCUUCACCACUUCUCUCUUCUUUCUAAUUAAGUUGUUCUCACCAGUCACCACCAUUGAUCUUCCUAGGUUUUCUUUUUGUUUCCGUCACAUACUCGAUCAAUUAUAAUUAUAUAUUCGGCUGCGAAGAUUUACAAGAAAUAAUGGAGCCAAUGGAAUCUUGUAGCGUUCCUCCAGGAUUUAGGUUCCAUCCGACGGACGAAGAGCUUGUCGGGUACUAUCUAAGGAAGAAAAUCGCAUCGCAAAAGAUUGAUCUCGACGUCAUCAGAGACAUCGAUCUCUACAGAAUAGAACCAUGGGAUCUACAAGAACAAUGUCGAAUCGGUUAUGAGGAACAAAAUGAAUGGUAUUUUUUUAGUCACAAGGACAAGAAAUAUCCAACGGGGACAAGAACUAAUAGAGCGACCAUGGCUGGAUUUUGGAAAGCCACGGGAAGAGACAAAGCUGUUUACGACAAAACAAAACUAAUUGGUAUGAGGAAAACACUUGUGUUCUACAAAGGACGUGCACCUAAUGGCAAGAAAUCCGAUUGGAUCAUGCAUGAGUACCGGCUCGAGUCAGAUGAGAAUGCACCGCCCCAGGAAGAAGGAUGGGUGGUUUGUAGAGCAUUCAAAAAAAGAGCUACAGGGCAAGCCAAGAACACGGAAACUUGGAGCUCAAGUUACUUUUACGAUGAAGUUGCACCGAAUGGAGUUAACUCGGUUAUGGACCCCAUUGAUUACAUAUCUAAGCAGCAACAUAACAUUUUUGGGAAAGGUUUGAUGUGUAAGCAAGAACUAGAAGGAAUGGUUGAUGGUAUAAACUAUAUACAAUCGAAUCAAUUCAUUCAGCUCCCACAACUCCAAAGCCCUUCUCUCCCGCUGAUGAAAAGACCUUCAAGCUCGAUGUCCAUAACAUCAAUGGAUAACAAUUACAACUAUAAACUCCCAUUAGCGGAUGAAGAAAGCUUCGAGUCAUUCAUAAGAGGAGAGGAUAGAAGGAAGAAGAAAAAGCAAGUAAUGAUGACGGGAAAUUGGAGAGAGUUAGACAAGUUUGUUGCUUCACAACUUAUGAGCCAAGAAGACAAUGGAACUUCAAGUUUCGCAGGUCAUCAUAUAGUUAAUGAAGAUAAAAACAACAAUGAUGUGGAGAUGGAUUCGUCAAUGUUUUUGAGCGAAAGAGAAGAAGAAAACAGGUUCGUCAGUGAAUUCUUGAGUACAAACUCGGAUUAUGAUAUUGGGAUUUGCGUAUUUGAUAAUUGAAUGAAACUACAUAGAUGGCAUGUGAGAUUUGUUGGUACGUUUACUUACACUUAUAUGAAAAUAUUAACAAUAUAACUAAUAAAGAAAAUUAAACAUAUGGUUUAGCCAUGUCUAGUUUUAUGAAAAGAAUGUGUUAGGGUUGUGAAUGAGUGAGGAUAUAAAUCUAUAUUACGUUACGUACUAUUUAUAUUCGAGUUUGAGUGACUAGGUCAGAGUUAUUGUUACGUUAUGAGGGUAUGAAUUGUGAGGUUUUCUAAAUUUUUUAAUUAUAGUUAGUUUUAUAGAGAUGAUUUAAGGGGCCAUUAAUUAAGUAUAGUUAGAAAUCAGAAUAAGAAAUCAUUGUUGUGGGGCAAGGAGAUGUCGAGCGUGCGGUGUGCACAACGGGGCUCCGUUGGGCAUGCUUUGUCGUCCACAAUACCAACGAGACUUUGG